AUGACUGUCAAUUAUCAAUUGGAUGUCUCCUCCGGAAACCCGCUGCUCUUUUUGAGGCUACUCGCAAGAUGGAGAGGUGAGCAAAAGAGAAAAUCAGAAUUAUGAACCUAAACUCACUCUAGGAUCCUUCUGGAAGUCUGUGAUCUGGGAACUGACCGCCUGGCUCAUUUGUUUUUAUGCAACCUACUUUACGUAUCGAUAUGCUCUCCCCAAGGAUUGGCAAACGUAAGCUUUGGAUAGAGUGUAUCUCAGCGUAGUGACAUCAAACAUUGGUUUCUGAAUUUACAAUUUCUGAAUGAGCAAUUUUUAUUGACAACUUUUUGAUAUCUCAACCGACAGAUUCGUCUAGAAUGAACGGUAUUGGAGUGCUAUUCUAUUAGAGGUUUCCAAUUUUCAGAGUGUUCGAGAAGAUCUCAGUGCAUACAGACGAACGAAUGAAGUACUUGCCGCUCACUUUCCUGCUCGGAUUCUUCGUCACAACAGUGUUUGAAAGAUGGAGAAGUGCGCUCAACGUGAUGCCAUUCAUCGAGUCCGUCGCUCUCUCGACCGCCGUUCUGAUUCCCGGCAAGAAAGAAGAAGACCGAUUGUACCGAAGGGCCAUCGUCAGAUACGUGGUCCUGCAUCAGGUUUGUCCCAUCUUUCUUUCCUUCUUAGUACUGUACAUGAGAAUUCCAGCUGCUUGUGUUCCGUGACAUCUCGAUGCGAGUUCGUCGUCGUUUCCCCACUCUCCAAUACGUCGUCGAUGCGGGCUUCAUGGAGCCAGAAGAGUACGAUAUCAUAGACGAGGAGGAGAAGAAAAAGCACACGGGACCGAUCUACUGGGUGCCGAUCAAUUGGGCCAACUCGCUCGCCCUGGAAGCCCAUCAGAACAAGAACAUUGAUCAGCCGACAGCCUUCAACAACCUGGUGUUGGCGAUCAAAGAGUUCCGAGUGGCCAUGGAGACGCUUAUCAAAUUCGAUUCUGUUCCGAUUCCCAUUGCAUAUCCACAAGUGAGUAUUCUGAACUUUCAAUAGAUUCUAUUAUCUGCUUCGUUACAGGUAGUAUUUCUGGCGGUACGUGUCUACUUUACCAUCUGCAUUAUCAGCCGACAGUUCCUCAUUUCCGAUCUAAAAUCGAAAACGCAAAUGGAUUGGCCUGUUCCGAUCAUGACGUGUUUGGAGUUGAUAUUUGUGAUUGGAUGGAUGAAAGUGGCCGAAGUGCUUCUGAAUCCUCUCGGAGAAGACGACGACGACUUUGAGAUCAAUUGGAUCAUUGACAAGAACAUUUCUGUGAGUUGACUUUUGAAAAAGACCGUCAAUUCUCCACAUUUCAUUUUCAGACAGGAAUGGCAAUUGUGGACACCACCCACGGAUACCAUCCAGGUCUUGUCAACGACAAAUUCGCCGAUCCAAACUACCUUCCCGCCUACGCAACUGACAGUCAACUUCCGAGAACUUUGACGGGAUCAGCAGCCAAAGUGGAGCUCGCGGCGCCGGACGACGAAGUUAAGAUUGUGAGGGUGAUUCCGGAGAAUGCGCCGGCGACCACAGGUACUGCUGGUAGUCCUUGAAGACCAUUGUUCCCUUUUUUCAGAACGGACAAGUAUUUUCAAUCGGAAGGCGCAAUCUCUUCGCAAUCGGACUGUCUCUAUCUCGUCGAACAACGUGGAAAGUCCGAGUGCGGAACGGAAAUUCAACUUGUCCAUGCCGGCGACUCUUCUGAGCAAGUGUAAGUGAUGCGAAUCGAGAAAUCAAUGAACUAUGUAUGCAGCCAUGGCCAUGUCAUCCAAACAAACGGAUCGGCCGACUUUGGAGACACUGAAUGAGGAGACCGAACCGAAUAACCACUUCAGAAGGGGAGAUCGGGUGUACUCUUCCGACUCGGUAAGCUUUUCUCGAAAACUCUGACAAAAAGGGUCAUCGAUGUAUUGUUUGUAGGGUCAAACACGGAAAAGUUCCGAGGAGAGUGGCAAGCACCGGUUGUGA
This is a messenger RNA of Caenorhabditis sp. 36 PRJEB53466, 1965 nucleotides long. NCBI's taxonomy places the organism in Eukaryota, Metazoa, Nematoda, Chromadorea, Rhabditida, Rhabditidae. The record is from the annotation of a GenBank genome assembly.